Molecule: messenger RNA, 2932 nt
Organism: Clunio marinus
Lineage: Eukaryota; Metazoa; Arthropoda; Insecta; Diptera; Chironomidae
Source: the annotation of a GenBank genome assembly
AUCUUAAUGACUGAGAAAGACAAAGCCAAGUUGACUUCGACAGAAAAACGAAAAGCCGCAGAUCAAGAAACGGAACCACUUAAAGAUCUUAAAAAGGCAAAACUAGAAACAAAAGCUUUAAAAGCCAAAAGACCUGGAUUUACAGAUGAUAGAUAUUAUGAAACAUCAUAUUACAUUGAAAACGGCUUACGCAAAGUUUAUCCCUACUACUUCACCUUCACGACGUUCACAAAAGGACGUUGGGUGGGCGAGAAAAUUCUCGAUGUUUUCGCUCGUGAAUUUCGUGCCCAUCCUGCUGAAGAGUAUGAGCGCUGCAUAAAAGCCGGAACAUUAACUGUUAAUUACGAAAAAGUGCCAAUAGAUUACAAACUGAAACACAAUGAUCUCCUAGCUAAUGUUGUACACAGACAUGAAGUUCCAGUAACUAGUCAACCAAUCACAAUAGUUUUUAUGGACGACGAUAUUGUGGUUGUGAAUAAACCAGCAUCUAUACCAGUUCAUCCAUGCGGUCGCUAUCGUCACAACACCGUGGUGUUUAUUCUCGCCAAAGAAUAUAACUUGAAGAACUUGCGGACGAUACAUCGUUUGGAUCGCCUUACUUCGGGUUUGUUGUUGUUUGGACGUAGUCCCAAAAAGGCAAGACAAAUGGAACACCAGAUAAGAAAUCGUCAGGUGCAGAAGCAAUACAUUUGUCGUGUUGAAGGAGAAUUUCCCGACGGACUUGUCGAGUGUAAAGAACCAAUCGAGGUCGUGAGCUAUAAAAUUGGUGUUUGUAAAGUAUCACCAAAAGGCAAGGAAUGUUCAACAACUUUCGAAAAGCUAGGCUUUAAUGGAAAGACAAGUGUCGUGCUAUGUAAGCCUCACACAGGUCGAAUGCAUCAAAUUCGAGUUCAUCUUCAAUACUUAGGAUAUCCGGUCGUGAAUGAUCCGCUUUAUAAUCAUGAAGUGUUUGGACCGAACAAGGGUCGCGGUGGUGACAUUGGUGGAAAAACCGAUGAACAGUUGGUUAGGGAUUUAAUAAAUAUUCACAAUGCCGAAAAUUGGUUAGGUAUCGAUGGUGAUUCAGAGCUUUCAAUGUUUAAUAAAUCGAUGGGAUCGGACUUAGAAGACAGCUUGGGCGGCACAAAUAAAGGAAAUCCACUAAGCGAUGAUGAUUCAGAGUCUGUGUCUCGUGAAGCAUCACCAUGUUCCGAGAGUCCACGGCCUGUUUCUGUUGGUAGCGAAAGUCCCAACGAAAAUAUUUGUACAAUUUCAAAUCAAAUGAACAGCAACAAUAAUAACAAAAUAACAAAUGCCGUUGGCACUACUACCAACCCAAAAAUGAGCAAUGUAAGUGCUAUCGGAAAGAUGAGCAGUAACGUCAUGCACAGUGGAAUCGGGCGGAGUUUACUUCUGCAAAAGGUGGGUGUCACUGUGGCUACACAAACUGGUCAUGAAUCACCGGAUUUAGCUUUUAAUCCAGACAAAAUGACGACCGACAGGCAUUGCUAUGAAUGCAAAGUGCGUUACAAGGAUCCAAAACCUCAGGACUUAGUCAUGUACUUGCACGCGUGGAAGUAUAAGGGUCCCGGUUGGGAUUACGAAACUGAACUUCCAGGAUGGGCGAGUGUGGAAUGGAGCGAAAAUGAAUGAGAUUUCUAGAACGAUUUGUUAUUGCGGCUAAAUAAUUUUCACAUUUAGACCAUCCACCCAGCAAUCUGCAAUCUUCAACAAUCCAUCGUUCAUCUGUUGGAAUAACAACAAUAAAAGAGUUCGGAUGGUAUUUUGAGUUUGAAGCAGUUUUAUUUUUAUCUCGAUUUAUUAUAUUCGUAAGUAAAUUUAGUUAAUAAGAACCAUCAAGACAAAAAAAAACAUAAACAAAAUAAAGCUUAAAAAGAGAUGAAGAGCAUAAGAAGAAAUAAAGCUUUGAAUAAAGACGAGAAGCAUAAAAUGCUCUUUUUUUGUGCAUCAAGUAUGCAAUUGAAUUUAAUAUAGAAAAAAGGAUGAAAGAAAACUUUACACAUAGAUUAAAAAGCUUCGUUUCGUUCAAACAUAAAUGAAGUAUAUUAAAAUAUGAUUGCGCUUUUAAAGUUGAUGGUUGCAUGGUUUUUUUUAUGCAGUUGAACUUUUCUAGCGUGACUUUGAUACUUAAAAAAAGAAAACAGUGAAAGAAUCAGGUUCAUUUAAUUCGCUUUCUCUCGCUCAGUGCCGUCUCUUCGAAGUCAAAAUAUCUUCUACACUUGAUGCGAAAGUGAGAAAAAAGUAGAAAAGAAAAAUGACAAGAAAUUAUGUUCUAUCGAGCUUGUUCGCAUUGUUGUAGGAAUACCACGCUAUAAAGUUCUUACUUUUAAUGUUUCAACGACACCCUCAACAUGCAUUUAAAUUUUAUAAAAAUAAAAUAAAAUGAAGAAAAAAAAAUUCUGCGGUAUCUGAGUAAAGAGUGAAGGUGAUUAAAAAUUACUUUAAUGACUUUGCACGCUUUUCUCUGUUUGCUUUAUGAGUGGCAAUGAGAGGCAAAAUGUUUAAAGAAGCGAAUUUAAAUGAACGAAAUUUUUUUUUAUAGAUUUAAAACACAUACACUCGACGAGACAAUACGGAAAUUUUGCAAAGUUAUUUCAACGUUAAACUUUCAAGCAUGCAUUUGUAUUUUAAUUUUUUUUUUAUUUUUUGUUUUUAUCCUCGAUUUUUGUGCUUUUUUUCCUCUUUACUGUUUGUGGUUUGACACUGGAAACAAAAGACAUCUGUUGCAUUAGAAAGUGUUUGAAGACAUGAAAAGAAAAUAAAUAUCCCAUUAGAUACUAUUAUUAUAAUUAUUCAAAAAAAAUUCUUAAAUAUUUUAGAUAGUUUUAAAACUCAACAUUUGAUUGUGUUUCUUGGCAUUAUAAUAUUUAACGCAUCUUUUAAGACAUAAUAAAAAUCUUAUUUAAUAAAAUAAAGAAUAAUUUAAAUUUGA